UGAGCCGGCGAGCAUUGACUCCAAGUCUUUGAAGGAUGAAUGAGCUAUUAUAAAGUAUAAACCAACCAAUCGUAUUCCCGGGAAACAAGUGGUCUAAGUUUUUCUCUCUCCUAAAAAAUGGAACACAAACAUUUGAUACUCUGGUUUGUGGCAAUCCUCUUAGCAAUCUAUUUCCCGUGUUUCCUCUCUCAAAUAUGCAACGGCGUGCCAUUCGACUGCGGCAACGUCCGGUACAUAAGCUACCCGUUCUGGGGCAGCGCCCGCCCGCGGUCCUGCGGCCGCAGCCCAGGCUACAAGCUCAUCUGCGACAACGGCCUUCCGAAGCUGAACAUCUCAUCAUUAACGUACGUAGUGCAGAAAAUCAAUUUCGACGACAACACACUCAAGAUCGCCAGAGAAGACUUGUUGACCAACACUUGUCCGACAAUUAUCCGCGACACAACCAUAGACCGUGCCCUCUUCGAAUACACGUCCGAAUCCGAAGAAAACAACGUCACUCUCUACUACGGUUGCUCCGACAAAAAUGGCGAGACCGGUAACCUGGAAUCGAAACCCAAUCGAUUCAGCUGCGACGGCGGCGGAGUCAAUCUGUUCGACGAAUCGCCGGAGGGCCCCGGGCCCAACAUCACGUGCGGGGAGAGUAUUACCGUUCCGGUGAGUAAGGAUGACGCGCAGUCUCUAGAGAAUCCGACGAGUUCUUCGAUAAACAUUUUGCAGUCGGCUCUUGCUUCUGGAUUUUCCGUCCGCUGGUUGUCGGAUGGGAAAGAGCGUUCUAUUCCUUAUUGCAAUAGUCAAGUUUAUGCUACUUGCCUGUCUCCUCCUCGGGUACGCUAUUGUAAUAUGUACAAUUGCAGCCACGACAGCUCCGUUGUUAGCCCCCCCUCUCCCCAUCCUGAACAAUUUCCUCAAGCACCUGCAUAUUCCCCUGAAAGUGGCGGCAACGAUCUUCACACCGGACACGGUUUGCCUCCUAGUUUAUCUCCGAUUGCUGCAGCUUAUUACCCCGGAAAUGACGGGUCCUAUAAUCACGAUAAACAUGGGAGGAGAAACCAUGUUACUGAAAUUAUCAUAGCGGUGGUGGUGCUACUUAGUAUCAGUGGUGUGAUUAUAGUGUUCAUUGCCACAAAAUUAUGUCUUAAACAAGGACGUACGCCAACUGGCCCCAACCAGAAAUCUAACCAAGAUGUCGAAAGUAUUCUACUACAACAUGGAUUACUCGCUCCAAAAAGAUACAAGUAUUCAGAAAUCAAGAAAAUAACCAAAUCCUUCAAUGAGAAGCUUGGUCAAGGAGGAUAUGGUAGUGUCUACAAAGGUGUAUUAUCUGAUGGAACCCUCGUUGCUGUCAAGGUUCUGAUCGAGGCCGAUGGCAAUGGAGAAGAAUUCAUAAAUGAAGUUGCUAGCAUUAGUAGAACUUCCCAUGUCAAUAUUGUCAAUCUCUUGGGAUUUUCCUUUGAUCGAAAUAAGAGAGCUUUAAUGUACGAGUUUAUGCCCAAUAAAUCUUUAGACAAGUUCAUCAACAACAAUAAUUGUCUGGAUUUGGAGAAAUUGUACGAGAUUGCCGUUGGAGUUGCCAAGGGACUAGAAUAUCUGCACAUAGGCUGCAAGACUAGGAUUGUUCAUUUUGACAUUAAGCCUCAAAACAUUCUUUUAGACGAGGAAUUCUGUCCGAAAAUAUCAGAUUUUGGGCUUGCUAAGUUGUGUAAGAAAAAGCAAAGCAUAUUAUCAGUGCUUGGGACAAGAGGGACUAUUGGGUAUAUUGCUCCUGAAGUGUUUUCGAGAAAUUUUGGAGGAGUUUCUCAUAAAUCUGACGUCUAUAGCUAUGGAAUGAUGGUUCUUGAAAUGGCUGGUGCGAGAAAAUUUGCCGGAAACGAAGAAGUUCAAUCCAGUGAGAAUUAUUUUCCCGACAAAAUCUACGAGUAUGUAGUUGAUGCCACCGAGAAAGCAAACGAUUUGAUUGUGAUCGACGAUGACGAUGAAGUAGCAAGGAAAAUGUUUUUGAUCGGAUUUUGGUGCAUUCAGACAACUCCAUCGGAUAGGCCAUCAAUGUCGAAGGUUGUUGAAAUGUUAGAAGGAAGUAUUGAAUCCAUACAAGUUCCUCCAAAGCCAGUCUUGUGUACUCCUACUCUUGGGAAGAAAGAAAUUUCUUCAUUUUCAGUAUAUGUGGAGACAGAAAAUUCAGAUGAAGAUUAAGUAUUGAUUUUGAAUCUAUCAUCGAAAUAUUUGAUGGUGAUCGACAUUGAAUUAUCUCAAAUGUUUUAUGGAUUAUCUCCAAUCCGGAGUUCACAUUUCAUUUUUUCUUUUAUUU
This is a messenger RNA of Erythranthe guttata (spotted monkey flower), 2305 nucleotides long. Its product is annotated as LEAF RUST 10 DISEASE-RESISTANCE LOCUS RECEPTOR-LIKE PROTEIN KINASE-like 2.4. Gene Ontology annotation, molecular function: protein kinase activity; polysaccharide binding; ATP binding. NCBI's taxonomy places the organism in Eukaryota, Viridiplantae, Streptophyta, Magnoliopsida, Lamiales, Phrymaceae. Gene Ontology annotation, biological process: protein phosphorylation. The record is from RefSeq and is a predicted model, not a curated record.